AUGGCGACUCCCAAUAAUGUUACUCCCACCAACUGCAGCUGGUGGCCCAUCUCGGCGCUGGAGAACGACGCAGGGAAAUCCACGGAGGGGGAGGAAAACCAGGACCCGACAGACCCCGCUCUCAAAUCCCAGGACAGACUGGUUUUGUACCACUGGACCCAGUCCUUCAGCUCACAAAAGGUGCGGCUGGUCAUUGCGGAGAAGGGGCUGCCCUGCGAGGAGCGGGAUGUCAGCAUGCCCCUGAUGGAGCACAAGGAGCCCUGGUUCAUGCGGCUCAACCUGGGGGAGGAGGUGCCCGUCAUCAUCCACAGGGACAACAUCAUCAGUGAUUACAACCAGAUCAUCGACUACAUGGAGAAGAACUUCACAGGAGGUAAGGGGGGGCUGUGUCUUGGGGGGUUUCCAGCCUCGGUCCCAGCCUGCCCAUCAGAAAAUGUCACCCAGCUGAUCCCCGAGCCGGGCAGCCUGCUGCACUCGCGGGUGCUGCAGUACCGGGAGCUGCUGGACUCCCUCCCCAUGGACGCCUACACACACGGCUGCAUCCUGCACCCUGAGCUCACCACCGACUCCAUGAUCCCAAAGUACGCGACCGCUGAGAUCCGCAGACAUUUAGCUAACGCCAGCACGGAGCUGAUGAAGCUGGACCAUGACGAGGAGCCACAGCUCUCAGAGCCCUACCUCUCCAAGCAGAAGAAACUCAUGGCCAAGAUCCUGGAGCAUGACAACGUGAACUACUUGAAGAAGAUCCUUGGUGAACUGGGGAUGGUGCUAGACCAGAUUGAGGCCGAGCUGGAGAAGAGGAAACUGGAGUACCAAGGGCAGAAGUGUGAACUUUGGCUCUGCGGAUGCGUCUUUACUUUGGCCGAUGUCUUAUUAGGAGCCACCCUGCACCGCCUCAAGUUUCUGGGACUCUCUAAGAAAUACUGGGAAGAUGGCAGCAGACCCAACCUACAGUCCUUCUUUGACAGGAUACAAAAACGCUUCGCCUUCAGGAAAGUUUUGGGAGAUAUACAUACCACUCUCCUCUCCGCAGUGGUACCCAAUGCCUUCAGGCUGGUCAAGCGGAAACCUCCCUCCUUCUUCGGAGCCUCCUUCCUGAUGGGAUCUCUGGGGGGAAUGGGAUAUUUUGCUUAUUGGUACUUAAAGAAAAAAUACAUCUAGUGCUGGCUGCUUGGUGUUUAGUUUGGUGUCUCUGUGCUGUGUGAAAUUAUGAUGAAGCCUCAGUAACUGUAAUGAAAUUUGAAGCAAGGUAAUGAAUAAUUAUAUUGUUUAAUGUAACAUUCCAUAGUCUAGAAGUAGAAACGUAUACUGCAAGGAAAUAAGACAACAACAACAACAAAAAAAAAUGCGUCAACUUGUAAAUGCCUUUUUUAGGUUUAAGUAUUCAACUGCAGCAAGAGGCUCAGGGGUUCACGGGCUCAGCCGUGCUCACCGGGAAGCGACACCACCUCCGGCACCGGCCGGCUCCAGUGGGAGAGGCAGGAACCCCGGGAAGUUUCCUGACGCCCAAGUUAACUAAUGGGACUCGGAUACUCGGUCCUGUACGUUUGUGUUUCCAAAUUGUUCACUGGCCACAUUUCACACAUGCAGAUAGCGGGGACUUUCUUCUUCUAGAAGGCGUUGUGGUGUUGUGCUCGGAGGCUUUCCUGGGAGCAGGGUGCAGUAGCUGGUCACAGUCAAGGUGGAUUUGCAUUCUUCAACUAUCCAUUUUUUAAAUUAUUUUCAUUAAAAGGAAUAUUUUUUAUUGAGCUGCUUUUAGAAUGUAUCCACUUUCUACGUCUGGUUUUGGUGGGCUUUUUUUUAAAGAAUUUAAUGUCUGUCUUUAACUGCCGCACUUUUUUCCUGAGAGAAAUCAUUUUGACUUCCAUCCUGAAUUUUGGCACAUGAAGGAGAUUAUUGUUUUAAGCCUUUUGGCUCUGUCUCUUGAGUUUUCCUUCACGGAUUUGCAAAGCAUCUUUCACCGACUGAGCAUAUCUGGACUCUGAAAAAGUAUGACCAUUUUCAGAACUUUUCAGCACUUUCCUGAAGGCACUUUGGCUUUCUCUUCCAUCAGGGGCUCUUUUCUGUCAUUUCCUCGCUGUGUGUUUUCUUAGAGACACUUUGCACAGAAUCACAUUGAUGACUUUCUUGUGCCUUUUGCAUGUUGGAAAGAAUAAUGGGCCUCACUGCUACUCAUGCUUUGAAAACUGAGAUCCUCAAUAAACCAUAUGGGAGGAGUAA
Haliaeetus leucocephalus (bald eagle) is the source of this 2220-nucleotide messenger RNA. RefSeq names its product ganglioside induced differentiation associated protein 1-like 1 (gene GDAP1L1). NCBI's taxonomy places the organism in Eukaryota, Metazoa, Chordata, Aves, Accipitriformes, Accipitridae. The record is from RefSeq and is a predicted model, not a curated record. The coding region runs from base 1 to 1161 and encodes 386 amino acids. The transcript is spliced from 7 exons.